AGCCAUUUUAGUAAUUUGUAUCUAAUAUCUUUUCUUUUUGUUGAUGCUAGGCUGAGGUUGGUUUUAGCCUGACAUGGGUACAGCAGUGCAAAUUUUAAGUUUUUCUUUGGCAGUGCUUUUAGGCCUUUGUGUUCAUGACAGUAUUGCGGCUUUUGAUGGCUCUGUCCACAAUGGAGGUCAUCCUGGAUAUUAUAACCCUGAUAUUCCAAAAAAUAGUCAACCCACGGAGGAUGUUAUGUUACAAGCUUUUUACAACUGGUAUGGCACAAGAGAUGGAGCAGGACCAGUGAGGCCCCAGAGUUCUAAGAAUGUAAUUAAUGAUGCUGCAGUUAAGAAACGUUAUGUUACUGGAAGCUACAGUUCACAGACUGGAAGUUCUGGUUCAGACACUAGAAGCCAGCCAAAAGCCUCUCAAUUUGCUUCGGCUGGAAGUGGUAGCCUUCCUCGGGGCUCUGUGCGUAAUGCAGUAGGUAUGGGCAAGUCGGGGUAUGGCUUAAGUCAAUCAGCUGGUGUUCAAGGUUCUGACACUUCCAAUGUUUUCCCACUGCAACAAAGCAGUGAUUCUGUUCUUAAGCCAGUGCAGUUAACUUCCCAAAAUCCUCUGCAGACCAGCAGGGACUCUCUGGCAAAGCCUUACACUCAACGGCUAGUGCAGACAAACUUCCAGCCCAGUGGUCUGCAACCAGUACAAGCCAGCUCUGGAACCAUGGCCCAGUCUAGCUCCCUGCAGUUAACCCCGAACAGUGACCAACAAUUGGCACAGGCUAGCUCCCAGUCUGCGUGGCAAUCAAGCAGAAAGUCUCCUAAGCCUCCAAGCGAUCAACGCUGGCAAUCUGAUUCAAAGCUGUAUGUGGCCAAGCCUCCUGUAAAACCAGCACAAGCUAGCUUCCAGUCUGCAGCCAAGCCUGUUUACCAACAACCGGCACAAGCGACCUACCAAUAUGUGGCCAAGCCUGCUGACCAACAACCAGCACAAGCGACCUACCAAUAUGUGGUCAAGCCUGCUGACCAACAACCAGCACAAGCAACCUACCAAUAUGUGGUCAAGCCUGCUGACCAACAACCAGCACAAGCAACCUACCAAUAUGUGGCCAAGCCUGCUGUCCAACAACCAGCACAAGCCAUCUACGAGUAUGUAGCCCAGCCUGUUGUCCAACAACCAGCACAAGCCAUCUACCAGUAUGUAGCCCACCCUGCUGUCCAACAACCAGCACACAGCGGCUACCCAUCUGAUUCUCAGACCAGUACCCUACAACCAGCACAAGCAAUCUACCAGUAUGUAGCUCAGCCUGCUUUCCAUCAACCAGAACAAGCCAGCUACCAGCCCAUGGCACAGCCUGCUGUCCAACAACCAGCAAAAGCAAGCUACCAGUAUGUAGCUCAGCCUGCUUUCCAACCAGCAAAUGCAGGCUACCAGUAUGUGGCCCAGCCUGCUGUCCAACAAGGGAGCUACCAGUAUGCGGCUCAGCCUGCUGUCCAACAACCAGUAGAAGCGCGCUACCGGUAUGUGGCUCAGCCUGCUGUCCAACAACCAUCAAAAGCAAGUUACCAGUAUGUGGCCCAGCCAGCUGUCCAACAGCCAGCACAAGUGAGCUACCUGUAUGUGACCCAGCCUGCUGUCCAACAACCAUCACAAGCGAGUUACCAGUAUGUGGCUCAGCCUGUUGUCCAACAACCAUCACAAACGAGUUACCAGCAUGUGGCUCAGCCUGCUGUCCAACAACCAUCACAAGCGAGUUACCAGCAUGUGGCUCAGCCUGCUGUCCAACAACCAUCACAAGCGAGUUACCAGUAUGUGGCUCAGCCUGUUGUCCAACAACCAGCAAAAAUGAGCUACCAGUAUGUGGCCCAGCCCUCUGUCCAACAACCAGCACAAAGCAGUUACGCCACUGUGGCUCAGGCCAGUACCCUACAACCAGCACAAGGCAACUACCAGCCUGUGGUUAAGCAUGACACUCAAUUAGAUUUUAAGCCAGUGCAGACCCAAGAGAGACAAAUUUAUCAGAUUGGCUCCAAACUUUAUAAUUGCAAGGAGUAUGAAUCUCCGCCCAAUUACCAGCUUGCAGCCCAGUAGUGGGUCACAGUUAGUGCAACUUGGAGUUUAGUAUCCAGCACAGUUGAAUUUAUUGUGAAAUGUUCCUGGACCAGCCCAAAAUGACCAGCGUUCAUUCCAAACAAGUUUCAGGCUUUUGAAACUAGUCAUAGCUAUUUACUUGUUUUGCAGAUUCCUGGUUUUGGCUUAUUUGUUUGUCUGCUUAUUUAUUUUGAAAAGUGUCAAUAAAUGUGACUUAACAACCGUA
Puntigrus tetrazona (Sumatra barb) is the source of this 2300-nucleotide messenger RNA. RefSeq names its product paternally-expressed gene 3 protein. Bases 74 to 2074 code for a protein of 666 amino acids. The record is from RefSeq and is a predicted model, not a curated record. The transcript is spliced from 3 exons. Lineage: Eukaryota; Metazoa; Chordata; Actinopteri; Cypriniformes; Cyprinidae.